Odobenus rosmarus divergens (Pacific walrus) is the source of this 2295-nucleotide messenger RNA. It is a transcript of the gene CCNL2, whose product is annotated as cyclin L2. Lineage: Eukaryota; Metazoa; Chordata; Mammalia; Carnivora; Odobenidae. Gene Ontology annotation, cellular component: nucleus. The transcript is spliced from 11 exons. Gene Ontology annotation, molecular function: cyclin-dependent protein serine/threonine kinase regulator activity. The record is from RefSeq and is a predicted model, not a curated record. Bases 28 to 1599 code for a protein of 523 amino acids. Gene Ontology annotation, biological process: regulation of transcription by RNA polymerase II.
AGCCCGAAGGGGAGUCGGCGGCACAAAAUGGCGGCGGCGGCGGCGACGGUCGCGGCCGGCGCUCCGGGGCCGGCGGCCCCCGCCGCAGCGGCCUGUACCCCGGGCUCGGGGAGCGCAGCCCCCGGGUCACAGGGGAUGUUGAUCGGGGACCGGCUGUACUCCGGGGUGCUCAUCACCUUGGAGAACUGCCUCCUGCCUGACGACAAGCUGCGCUUCACGCCGUCCAUGUCGAGUGGCCUCGACACCGAUACGGAGACCGACCUCCGCGUGGUGGGCUGCGAGCUCAUCCAGGCGGCCGGCAUCCUGCUCCGCCUGCCGCAGGUGGCUAUGGCUACCGGGCAGGUGCUGUUCCAGCGGUUUUUCUACACCAAGUCUUUUGUGAAGCAUUCCAUGGAGCAUGUGUCAAUGGCUUGUGUUCACCUGGCCUCCAAAAUAGAGGAGGCUCCAAGACGGAUCCGGGACGUCAUCAAUGUGUUUCAUCGCCUUCGGCAUUUGAGAGAGAAAAAGAAACCUGUGCCUCUACUAUUGGAUCAAGAUUAUGUUAACUUAAAGAAUCAAAUUAUAAAGGCAGAAAGACGAGUUCUCAAAGAGCUGGGUUUCUGUGUCCACGUGAAGCACCCUCACAAGAUAAUCGUUAUGUACCUUCAGGUGUUAGAGUGUGAGCGUAACCAGCACCUGGUCCAGACCUCAUGGAAUUAUAUGAAUGACAGCCUUCGCACAGAUGUCUUCGUGAGGUUCCAGCCUGAGAGCAUCGCCUGUGCCUGCAUUUAUCUUGCUGCCCGGACACUGGAGAUCCCUUUGCCCAAUCGUCCCCAUUGGUUUCUUUUGUUUGGAGCAACUGAAGACGAAAUUCAGGAAAUCUGCUUAAAAAUCCUGCAGCUUUAUACUCGGAAAAAGGUUGAUCUGACACACCUUGAAAGUGAAGUUGAGAAGAGAAGGCACGCCAUUGAAGAGGCCAAGGCACAAGCUAAGGGUCUGCUGCCUGCUGGCACCCAGGUUCUGGACAGCACUUCAGGGUUCUCACCUGCCCCCAAGCUGGCAGAAUCCCCUAAAGAAGGUAAAGGAAACAAGCCUUCCCCGCUCUCUGUGAAGAACGCCAAGAGGAAAAUGGAGGGCGUGAAGAAAGUUAAGGCUGACAGCCCGGUGAAUGGCUUGCCAAAGGGGCGAGGGAGUCGAAGUCGGAGCGGGAGUCGUGAGCAGAGCUACUCAAGGUCCCCAUCACGAUCUGCUUCUCCUAAGAGGAGAAAAAGUGACAGUGGCUCCACAUCUGGCGGGUCCAAGUCGCAGAGCCGCUCACGGAGCAGGAGUGACUCCCCUCCGAGACAGGCACACAGAGGUGCUCCCUACAAAAGCUCCAAGGUGAGGAGCUACCGGAAGUCUAAGGACUGCAAGUACCCCACCCAGAAGCCACACAAGUCCCGGAGUCGGAGCUCCUCUCGGUCUCGAAGCCGCUCACGGGAGCGGGCAGAUAGUUCCGGGAAAUAUAAGAAAAAAAGUCAUUACUAUAGAGAUCAGCGAAGGGAGCGUUCUCGGUCGUAUGAGCGAACAAGCCAUCGCUACGAGCGGGAUCACCCUGGGCACAGCAGACAUCGGAGGUGAGGCGCUGGGCUCCCAGAGUGCUGCCCUUUGCCCCUCAGUGUGCACCCAUGGCAUGACUGGCCCUGUGGUGCAACUGUUUUUGGAAAUGGCUGUUGACUCUGGACCUUGUGAUGAAUUUGGAGAUGGACUCAAGAGGCCGGUGAGGUGCCCUUUAGGCCGGCCUGGGCACAGCGCACACUCGUGCCAGCAUGGGGCCCACCUCAGCAGCAGCCCUGUGCGGCUGGGUGUGGAAGCAGGUGUGUACGUCCCGGCGGGGCGGCUUGGUGCUAACGACAGGCCGUCCUUACUCCCGUACCGAUACUCAAUUACGUCAAACCAAGAAAAUGACUUUUAGAACCUUUGCCUAUAUUAGGUUGUACUUAUGUACAUAUUUUGCAGUGUUUCACAAUGAGAAAAUGGCCUUAAUAGCCCCUUAUUCUCUAUUCGCCCUGUAAAUAAACAUGUGUUUAAUACAAGUUAAAGCUAUAUAUGAAAAUUCAGAACUUGAAUUCUGUCGGCUUAAAACUUGUGUAGAGAAUUCUGAUUUUUAAAAUGUGAAGGUAUUUAGAUCUGUGUUGAAAGUCGUAUAUUUUUAUCUGUGCGAUGCUGAGUGCAGGCCACCAGCUCCCAAAUAGAGAAGUUUCCUAUAUAUGCAUUUUACGUGGUUAAAUAAACACAAUUCUCUCUACUCAGGACAUUUGGAACGUUUCAGAAUGU